AUGUCAUCGUCUCCGCUGAACACUGGCCUCAUACCCACACAGGUGAGCCGCUCCAGAGGACACGUGAACAGACAGAGAGAGAGACUCACAGAGAGAGAGACACAGAGAGAGAGACUGAGGCAACAUGAAGCAUUUCCUCAGAGCCCUGAGAAACUGACCGGACGCUGUGAGCUGCAGCGCAUCUGCUACAGACACAAACCCGGGGCUCGCCGCACGCUCGCCAUUGAAUCGUCGCUGAAGUUCUCGAAGCAUGAGCUGCUGCAGUCUGCUCUCAGCGUUCACUGUGACAAAGUGGAGAAAACCAUCGAUGACAUCAUGGCUCUGAAGAAGAUCAACCCAGACACAAACCCACAACUCGCCAUCUCGCUCCAGAGCAGCCUCCUGCAGAUUGUGGGGUACAGGGCUCUGCUGGUGCAGGUGGAGAAGCUCCGCAGAGAGGCCUACGACUGCGAGAACCAACAACACGAGACCAUGCUACUGCAGCUGUGGAAGGAGCUGCGUCCUGACUCCCCCCUCCACAGCCGCAUUUCCAAACAGUGGUGCGAGAUCGGCUUCCAGGGCAGCGACCCCAAGACCGACUUCAGAGGGAUGGGCCUGCUGGGGCUGAGCAACCUGCUGUAUUUCGCGGAGCACGACAAAACCACAGCUCUCCAGAUGCUCAACGACUCCCUUCAGCCCAAACACAAUGAGCUGGACAAGGCUGAGUGGGAGAAGAAAAGCUUGGACAAGGCCAUUGGGUUCUCGUUUGCCAUUGUGGGCAUCAACAUCACGGAGCUGACCUACUCUCUGCUGCUCAGUGGAGCUCUGAAGACGCACAUGUACAACGUGGCUCCAGAGGCGGGGAACCUGCAACACUUCCAGCAGACCUUCUGCUUCCUGAUGCAGGAGUUCCAUCACUUCUGGCUGGAGGAGGAUCCCAGUGACAUCAUGGAGUUCAACAGGAUUCGCUCCAAGUUCCAGAGAAAGAUGGAGAAGCAGCUGCAGAGUCCGGAGGCCGCUCUGUGUCCUCACUACACCGCAGAGGACCUGAGACUGGUCACCCUCUGA
This is a messenger RNA of Knipowitschia caucasica, 1047 nucleotides long. NCBI's taxonomy places the organism in Eukaryota, Metazoa, Chordata, Actinopteri, Gobiiformes, Gobiidae. The record is from the annotation of a GenBank genome assembly.